AUGGGGGAGGCAGGAGUAGAUGAUUCCAACCUCGUCGAUCAAGAACUUCGUGAUAUGGAUGAAGAUCGCUUAUGGGAGAUGGUGGAGGGCCAUCGCUAUAGAAUUGUGCGUGGUAUCUCUCCCAGUCGUCUUACCCCCUACUUACGGCAGGCCAAGGUGCUGGGUCAAUUGGAUGAGGAAGAAAUAUUGCACAGCCCCCAGUUCACAAAUAGAGCCAUGAGAGUCGGCCACAUGCUGGAUCUCUUGAAAUCCCGUGGGAAAAACGGGGCUCUCGCUUUUCUGGAAAGCUUGAAACUUCACAAUCCUGAUAUUUAUGUGCUCAUUACCGGCUUGGAGCCUUCCAUAGACCACAACAAUUUUAGUGAUCUAAUUGAAAGUUCCCAGCUGACAGAAUGCUUGGCCAAAGCAGUUAGCAGCCUGCAAGAGGAGCUAAGCCAGGAGAAACGCCAGAAGGUGUCCCUGCUCCAACACUGCCGCAGACUCAAGGAAAACACUGCCCGACUGGAAGCUGAGGCUGAAAGCCUGCGGGGCAUUGAAACCGAGUGUAACCGGAUGAAGAGGGAACUCAGUGCUCACUUCCACGAGGCCCUCAAGCUUAAAGAUGAACUUUAUGGGCUCUCUUUGCGCUACAGCAGUGCCCUUCAAGAGAAGGACCUGGCUAUUACCCGCUGCCGGAGCUUGCAAGAAGAGUUCUACUUGAUGAAGCAAGAAUUACAGCGAGCCCAGGUGUCAUCAUGCCACAAAAGGGAAAGACCCUCAAGAAUAUCUGGGGAUGCACAGAUGCAGACAGAUGAGCUCUUAAAACUGAGAGAAGAGAACGAGCAUCUCAAGUCACUGUUGGAGCUGGAAACCUUCAGUAUGGUACAGAAAGAUAUUCUAGAGCAGAACCUUGAUGAUGCUCUGGAAGGCAAACAGGAAUUGCUAAAUCGACUUCACUCACUGAGAGAGCAAGCAGCACUUGCUGAGAAUCAGCGAAAACAGUGUUGGGAAGAAAAAGAAAAUACUUUAAUUGAAUGUCAAAAGAUGAAGGUAGACUGUGAGAUCUACAAGGAGCAAAUCAGCGCCCUUCAGGCUCAAAUAGCUGAUCUACAGAAAGAAAGAGAUCAGGCCUACAAUGCCAGGGACACUGCCCAGUUGGAAAUUUCCCAAAGCCUCCUGGAGAAAGAUUCACUUCGUCGUAAAGUGUUUGAGCUCACAAAUGAAAUUUGUGAACUCAGGAAAAAAGCCAGCAUGGGAGAUUUAGUGUUUACUGUAAGUUCCAAGGACCAUUGUCCAAAGAGAAAGCAGCCCCUAGUACGAAUGCAUGCCAUCUAUCCUCGGGAAGACAGUCAGGACAGCUUGAUGAGCACAUCAGAGUCUUGGUCAAGUCAUGAACAAAGGGACAGUUUCCGAUCAUGCAGCCCAAUCCCGCCUUGUAAACUUUCUCUACAGAGAAGAGCCAUGCAAGACAACUCACUUUCUUGGAGCAGUUCUCAGGAGUUCCUGGAUGAGGAGUUUUCUCUCACCUCAGCUGAAGAGAAAGGGAGGGAUUCCUCUUUUGAAUACGACAUGGGGAGAGAUGAUAGCACUUCCCUCUGGCUCCACGUAGACCCUUGCAUCUCUGAGAGUGUACCCAUGCGCCGCCGACUUGCCCAGCGCUUUCCAAGCCGUAUCACAACUAUUGCCUUCCAAGCUGAUGCCUUGUUGGAGCAGAUCAGCAUCACUGGAGGCAACCAGACUGGCAUCUUCAUUCAUCGAGUCACUCCUGGAUCUAUUGCUGAUGAGAUGUCUUUGUCACCAGGCCAGCAAAUUGUGUUGGUGGAUUAUGGAGUCAUGGAACCAGGUUUCAAAGCUGUCUUAGAAGAUUCAACUCUUGAGGAGGCUCUUUGGGUCCUGGAAAAAGUGAAUGGAUUUUGCUGCUUGUCUGUGAAGCACAACAUGGAAGGUUACAAGAAAUUACUGACUGACCUGAACUCAAAGCUGGUGACAUCUGGUGACUCCUUCUAUAUCCGAUCCAACCUAUGCCUUGAGAAACAGGGUCCUGGGGAACUCUCAGUAGAUUGCCAUAAUAUUCUGCAUGUCACUGACACUGUGUAUGAAGGCCAAUCUCAGUGGAGUGCUUGCCAGGUGAAUCCUUAUACCAUGAAAGACAUGGAUGCCGGUACCAUCCCCAACUACUUCCAGGCACAACAGCAACUCAUUGCCCUCAUUCAAGAAUUGGCCCAAAACAUGAUUUCCCGGAAGAAUUCCAGUUCGCAACGCAAAUUGGUCCGUAUUGUGAGCACAGGCAACAGGAUCAAUCCACUUUGGUCAGCUAUGGAAUGUAGUUUUUCAGAGUCAAACAAGCCAAAAGGCAACUAUUGUGUUUCUAUGAAUCCCAGGAAUUGUGUCAGUCUGAUGCCAUACACUUUUGUCAGGCAUUACAGACCUGGGCAGCCACGUCCAGUACUUGUGGUGCCAGCACUUUUGAGGAAGAUUCUGGCUGACAAGCUAUGCCUUUCCAGGGAAUUCGAAAAAUGUCCAUCAGGUAUACAAGGGUCAGACACUCAGAACACAGAAACCUUCCAUGAAAACAAAGAGUUGAAUGGCAGCUCUUGUGUUCCUCGAUGGGAUCUGGAGCAGUUAAUGCAAAAGAAUGUACAUGCCUGGCUGGAUCUGGGCCUGGAGAGUGUGCAAGAACUUCUGACAAUGGACAUUUAUCCCAUCAUUAUUCUCAUCACCAUCGGUGAGAAGAAUGCCAAGAAAAUCAAGAAAGCUCUUCAGCGCCUUGGAGCGACCGAGGAGCAACUUUUGGAGAGUGGCCGGAAAGACGAGACCCAGCUGGAGACAGUGUCCUGCCUUUAUCGUAUCAUUGCUCCUGAGGCCUGGGGUGACCUCGACGGUCUCAACAGCUGUGUCCGUGUGGCUGUCGCUGAUGAGCAGAAGAAGGUAGUAUGGGUGGAACAAGUGCCGCACCGACCUCUUUAGACCAAUACGUGGGACUUAAGACAAUUGUUUCAUCUGAGCCUAGGAAGAACUGAAAGAUGCUACUGUUUGGGAGGAAACAGAACAUAUUCCAAGCUGCAUACUUAAACUGUUUAAAGAAUUGCCAUUUAUUUUUUCAUGUUCUCCAUCCUGCCUCAUUCAACCUCUUUCAAACCAAUUUUAUCUUCCCUCACCAUCCCUUUGAAUUCCUGGCAACACAUCAAUCAUAUGUUGGCUAAACGUGCAGAGUACUAGAAGCUGUUUUAGGUAGGAUGUGUAUGCAGAGGUUUGCUAUAAUGAAUUUUUAAACUCUUGGGUGGAGUUGGUACUCAAAUCAGAAAUGGGUGGAGACUGGACUCAACCAUGUGGAGCACACAGUUCCUUAUGAGAGCAAGCGUGCAGUAUAUUGAAUGUUGAGCAUGAAAAUAAUGGAUGCAUUUCAUUAUGUAAGAAUUUCUCACAGGAUAGAAGAAUACCAUUGCAUUGUUUUUAAGAAGUUAUCAAACCCAUUAACUACCGGUAGCAAACUGAGAAUGUUUUUUGGCAAGUUAACAUUCCCUGCAUUGCAUUAGUCUAUUAAAAUCUGAAAUUGUAGUAAAAGAACUUUGACCAUGCUUCUGCUACAUUGAAACUCUAAAAAUUUAAUUAGGUUUGCCUUAUUCCUUGACUUAUCAUACAGAGAUUUGCAGUAGUUAGCAGAAUUAGUAUUAGAUCAGGGUCCAAUUCUCAUUUGACAUUUAGUUCACUAGUUUAUUUUGUGACUGUCACUUAGGCUAACAGGGCUUUGUAAGAAUAACAUGGAAAUAGGAAAGAGAUUUAUGUUGCCUUAUCAUCCUGAAGGAUAUAAGUGAUAUAAGAUGAAUUAAAGAAUGGACAAGUA
Molecule: messenger RNA, 3823 nt
Organism: Protobothrops mucrosquamatus (brown spotted pit viper)
Lineage: Eukaryota; Metazoa; Chordata; Lepidosauria; Squamata; Viperidae
Gene: CARD14
Product: caspase recruitment domain family member 14
Exons: 21
Coding region: 1-2946 (981 amino acids)
Biological process (GO): regulation of apoptotic process
Molecular function (GO): protein binding
Source: RefSeq, a predicted model, not a curated record